Messenger RNA from Cydia pomonella (codling moth), 3175 nucleotides. RefSeq names its product probable peptidoglycan muropeptide transporter SLC46. NCBI's taxonomy places the organism in Eukaryota, Metazoa, Arthropoda, Insecta, Lepidoptera, Tortricidae. Gene Ontology annotation, cellular component: membrane. The record is from RefSeq and is a predicted model, not a curated record. Bases 878 to 2341 code for a protein of 487 amino acids. The transcript is spliced from 9 exons. Gene Ontology annotation, molecular function: transmembrane transporter activity. Gene Ontology annotation, biological process: transmembrane transport.
GGCAAGCAAUAUAGCGGAUGAAAUGGAGGAAAAAACAUAGAAAUUAAAAUAUAUAGAUAGAUAGAAAUAUAGUAAGAGUAAAAAUUAAAGUUUUAUAUCAUGCUCCUGUAUAUACUUAAUAAGAAUAGAAGUUAGAGGCGAGUCCAUUAGAGUGAGAAGUGAGUAGAAAUUUAUAGGUUGUGGAAUAUUUUCAGGUAGCACAUCAUACAAAGAGUACAAAGAGUAAUUUGUUGUUUAUCGCCUAACUGUCAACAGUGUCAAUCCGAGAGUUGUGUCGUCAUCAGAAUCUUCAAUGACGUUUCGAGUUUGGUCUAGUGACGUGUGUCAAAAGAUAUUUUAAAUUCAAUAUUUACAAUAAAUAGUUUAACAGGUCCCCUAAAAGUAGUUUAACAUGUUCUUAUAAUCCAAAAGAAUUUAUUGGGAUACAAUUCUGCCCUAAGAUUUAUAGAUGGAAACAACCCUAUUUUUGCUGUCAAAUAAUGCUGUCAAGUCCGAAAAUAACCAUAAAUAGGUGGCGCUACAAUACCUAGAAUACUUGAGAAAAAAAUCUAAUCAUGGACAGCGCACUUCACUCCGUCAAUAACGCCUAGGUUCUUAGCUACUCUAGCGCUACUCUGGAGAGAUUUGGAACUAUUAUUUAUAGCUGACAGCUUUGCAACAGUUCUACCAUAAGAGAUGUCACUCCUCUUAAUUCCACACUCCAUACUGUCAAGCUUUCAUUCUUUUAAUCAAUCUAGUUCUGGCGGUAAACCGCCAAGUUUUAGGUAGUGGAGUGAAGUAGUGUUUGAUAAGAUAACACAAAUGUUAUCCGCGAAUUACUAAGUUUGUGAUGAAUUAAGUUGAAGGCAUAUAUUUUCACUCAGCUUUAUAAGUAAAAAUGGAUGAGAAACAUGUCGAAGAAGAUAACGUUAGUGAAAUCGCAACCAAAAUAAGAAAACCAUGGUACAAGUACGUCACAGUGGAACCCACCAUGUUCUUAUACAUGAUGGCCUACAUGAUCACAGAAGUUAUAGAACAAACAUUCUAUGUGUUCCGCGCUUGUACUGUUGAUCAUGGAUACAGUGAAGAAAUAUGUUACAACAUAACUGGUUACAAACAAAUCAAUCUAGAAGUGCAGGUCACAGUGUCAAACUUCCACCAGUGGAAUGGUGUGGCCUGGCAUAUUGUGCCAGUGUUCCUCGCCUUUUUCUUGGGCGCUUAUAGUGACAAGAGAGGAAGAAAGUCUAUCAUGUUGGCUGGAUUGAUUGGAAAAUUGUAUUUUUCUAUGAUGCUUACUCUUAACUCAAUGAAAGAUUGGCCUGUAAUGUAUGUGAUAUAUACUGCUAAAAUCCCCAGUGCCUUCACCGGUGCUGACUUAGCAAUAUUCGCAGGUGCAUUUGCUUACAUAGCCGAUGUGUCUUCCGCCAAAAGUAGAACCUUUAGAGUUGGUAUAUUAGACGCUGUUUAUUUAAGUACCAUGCCUCUAGGGGUUUUUAUAGGUAAUAUAAUAUACGUGAAAUUUGUGAAUAAAUCUUUCACAACUAUGUUCGUGAUCAACACGACUCUCAUCUUACUAGCGACUCUGCACUGUCUCUUCUUCCUCAAAUGGCAGACGAGGCCCGAGCAGAUGUCACUGCGGGACGCCGGCGUCAAAAAUCCUAUCGUGGAUUUCUUUGACUUAAAAAAUGUGAAGCAAACAAUGUUGACUUUGGUGAAAAAGAGGAGUAACCAUCGCACAUUGUUUUUAUGGUUCCUACUUAUAUCGAUGGCUUUGUAUACAUUUCAAAGAGAUGAGCGGCCGUAUAUGUACCUGUAUGUCCAGAACGUGUUCGAAUGGGACCCGACCGCCUACAGCAACUUCAGGACGUAUGUUAGCACAGCCUACGUGUUGACCAUGUUUGUAGGCAUACCCUUGAUGACCAAGAUGUUCCAUUGGAGAGAUACGGUCAUAGUAAUGCUAGGAGCCGCUUCCCACAUGUUAGGCCACUUUUUGUAUGCGCAAGCAACUGUGUCUAAGACUUUGUACAUAGGCGGCACGGUGGCUGCGCUUGGUCCGUGUGUCGCACCCUUAGUUCGCUCCAUGACUUCUAAAAUACUGCCGACUGCUGAAAGAGGUGUGGCAUAUGCCUUUUUGUCGGUGAUGGAGAACGCUGUGGCGAUGUUCGGCUCCAUCAUAUAUUCGCAGGUGUAUAACGUUACGCUCGGCACCAACUAUGUCAACGCCAUUUUUUAUCUCACCAUCAGCACGCAGGCUGUUGUGUUUCUAUUUGCUCUGUGUAUGGAAAUAACGUUAAGAGGUCGACGUCUCGAAUCGCUGCUGCCACACGAGGAGAGGGAGAUACAAUCGUAUAUUCGCCGGUGACACUUACGCCAUUGGAGUAAAGUCUGUUGCCAGUAGGGUGGACUGUUCAAGUUAGUCAGGGUCUGCCGUUUAACUGAAGCGGUUGGUAAGAAGUUAUUAUGGACAGCUACGGACUCAUUGAAGGCUUGCCGCUACUCUGUAAUAAUAAUAUGUUAAGUGACUAAAAUAAAACGUUACGAUACUAGUGCGAAAAGUAGGAAAUUACCUUUUCGCACGUGUUUUGUACAACGUUUUACAGUACAUAUGUCCCUUUAAAUUGUCGACGUAGGCUCGUAAAUAUAUGUACCGUAAAUUAUUUACGAUACAAGUGUGGAAAGUUAGAAAUUCGCAACGAGUAUUGAAAAUUAAAACACGACCGAAGGGAGUAUUUUAAAUCGAUAUGAGUUGCGAAUUUCUUCCUAUAAUUCGGACUUAUAUCGUAAUGUACUAUUACAGUACAUAAUGGUGCUACUUUCCCGCCAGCGUGCGGGAAUGAGCACUUUCCUUGCAUAUGUUGAAACAAAUAACUAAUAUGAACUAGGUUAGUCCCAUAACUCAGCUAUCAGCUAUAUUCUACGAGGAAACCAACUUAUUUACUAACCGCCUGAGAUAAGUGCUAGUCCUAUAGAGUUAGACUAAGCUAAGUUGGCAGCUAUUUUAAACGUCAACCUUCUAUGAAAAUAUGACGUUUAAAUAACCCUUGCACAGUCUGGUCUAUCUAAAUCGCUGCCAACUUAGUUUGGUUUAACUCUAGUGCUAUUCUGCUUACUAAAAUUGCAAUUGUUGCUGUGAUAAAACAUCGAAUACUGUAAUUGUUACUUUUACAAAAUGUUUUGAUUACUUAUACAGUAUAUU